This is a messenger RNA of Bipolaris oryzae ATCC 44560, 885 nucleotides long. RefSeq lists its product as uncharacterized. The record is from RefSeq and is a predicted model, not a curated record. Gene Ontology annotation, cellular component: membrane; trans-Golgi network. NCBI's taxonomy places the organism in Eukaryota, Fungi, Ascomycota, Dothideomycetes, Pleosporales, Pleosporaceae. The coding region runs from base 1 to 885 and encodes 294 amino acids. The transcript is spliced from 7 exons. Gene Ontology annotation, biological process: endoplasmic reticulum to Golgi vesicle-mediated transport; vesicle fusion with Golgi apparatus.
AUGUCUCAAUACGGUUACGGACAGAACCCUCAGUACGGUGCAGGCAAUGCACAAAACCUCCAAUUCUACUCCUCGUCCUUCUCGAACCAACCAGUAUCUGGACACUCUACACCCUUCCAAGCAAACUAUGGCGCGCCGGCGAGCCAAGCAUAUCCUUCUCAGUAUGGCGCUGGGUUUUCGGCUCCAGGAGUGAGUGGGCAGAUGGGAAUGGGUACAUCAGGCCUACGAACAGGCUGGUUGGCAGCAUUUGGCACAGAGGGAUACGAGGGAGAACCGCCACUACUGGAAGAGCUGGGAGUGAACUUUAAGCACAUACAAAUGAAGACGUUGGCCGUCCUGAACCCUUUCGGUCGCAUCGACCAGCACAUUAUGGAUGAUAGCGAUGUAGCUGGCCCGAUUCUUUUCUUCUUAGUAUUUGGCACGUCUUUAUUGUUGUCUGGCAAACUCCACUUUGGUUACAUAUACGGAUUGGCAUUUGUCGGCACUAUCCUACUUCACCAGAUCCUUUCUCUCAUGUCCCCUCCUGUCAACACGGUUGAGGCAACACCCGGAGAUCAUGGUCACCCACAUGGGUCACACCUGGGUUCCUCAUUGACGUUUCCACGAUCGGCGUCCGUUCUGGGUUACUGCCUGCUCCCUCUCGUGUUGGUCGCCAUUUUCGGAAUCAUUGUCCCACUUGACGGGCUGUUUGGAUAUCUUCUUACUAGUCUGGCAAUCACAUGGUGCUCGUACAGUUCGAGCUCAAUGUUUACCGUUGUUGGCCGCAUGACAUCAAUGCGAGGCUUGGUAGCAUAUCCUAUGGUUCUAUUCUAUGGCAGCUUUGGUAUCAUGGCCAUUUUCAGCUCACGGGGCACUGGACAACUGGCAAAGGCGGCGGCAUCGUAG